AUGGAAGCGACACCACCAGCGAUGAGUUUCAGUCUCCUGGGAUCUGCUGCUCCAAUUCUUGCACCGAGGGUAGGAAAACUAGCUCUUCCAGGCCGCAAAGCAAUCGUAACGCCGCAUCACGUCCCACUCACGUCGCGGGGCACUGUGCCUCAUAUUGCGCACGAUGUGAUACGCGAUCACACAGCGAUCAACAGUCUCUAUGUUGGUUUGGAAGACUUCAUCGAAAAAAAGAGUCCCGCUGUAUAUAAAACACCUGCCGCGGCACACGAGUCGCCAUUGAAGAAAUUCACCUGCGUCGCCGAGGACAUGCCCUUGAUCCUUGGACCACGGCGAUUCCCAGCGAUACCAUGCCCACCUGCAAAUACUUCGAACUCAAUCGCACUGCUGACAUCCGUCGGGUUUAGGCAACUUCCCUCGUCUGAGUAUAUAGAGGCAGUGCGAAAGCUGAGACCGGAUAUCAUUGUCGGAAUGGCAGACUUGGCCAACAAGGAGCCAGGGAACAAGAGGCGGGCGAAAAUGGUCGACCGAACGCAUGCAUGGACGACUGAAGCGCUGGACAAAAUGUACGGGGACUCUGUGCCAGAGGAAGCGAAGCCAAAGGCCUCAUUCUUUGCGCCAAUCUUGCCACUCGAUAAUGCACAGCAGUCGCUGUACCUUGAGGAUCUCGAGAGCGAGUUCCGGUGGGAUAUUUCCGGCCUGGCUCUUUAUCACUCUGCUUCAUUGGAAUUCGUCCCAGAGUCAUUAUCAGGUCUUCCCCGGCUGCUCUUCAGCGAGCCCGAGACCCCGCAUACUGUUUUGCGGGAAAUUUCGCUGGGUGCAGACCUGUUGACUACACCUUUUGUCGGCGAAUCUUCUGACGCCGGUAUUGUGCUGGAGUUUACUUUCCCAGCUCCAGCCCCGAAAGAGAGUAGCACCAAGCCUCGACCCCUUGGUGUUGAUAUGUGGUCUCCUGAGCACGCCACAGACACAUCACCGCUAACUGAAGGAUGUCAGUGCUAUUCCUGCAAGAAUUACCACCGCGCUUAUGUACACCAUCUUCUGAUGGCGAAAGAGAUGACUGCAUGGGCACUCAUCCAAAUGCAUAACUUCCACGUUAUGGAUCUCUUCUUUGCUGGCAUUCGAGAGAGCAUACAGCGUGGCACCUAUGAGGAUGAUGUCUACGUCUUCAAUCGCGCUUAUUCGUCUUCCAUGCCAAAAAGCACCGGACAGGGUCCUAGAUUGCGUGGAUACCAACUCCCGGCCAAUGGAUCUAACCAACCCCUCCGCAUGCCUAAGGCCUAUGGCCAGCUCGACCAUGCCAAGCAGAAGUACACCGAGUCUCAAAUUGCGACUCCAGAUACCGAUGCGAGUGGCCUGGAGGAGCAUGGGUUUGCCAAGAAGGUAUGA
Penicillium olsonii is the source of this 1386-nucleotide messenger RNA. The record is from the annotation of a GenBank genome assembly. Lineage: Eukaryota; Fungi; Ascomycota; Eurotiomycetes; Eurotiales; Aspergillaceae.